AUGACCCGUGAAACCGUGCCGCUGAUCCUCACUUUAUUAAUGUUGACCAACCCACCAGUAAUUGACAUCACCAACUCUGUUGAGGUUAAGCCACAAACCGCUUUUGGUGACACUACUGACGUAGCAUCCACGAAGGCUCCUACAAAUGAGAUCUUAAUCCAUUCCUCAGGAAUAUCCAAAGCUGCUCCUCUGUUAGCGACAACUGAGGGACCAAUUGAGGAAAGCAAUGAAGAAAAUGGUUCACCAACUCGUACACACAAUGGGAUUACUUUAAACGAGAUUCCAACUACAGACGAAUCCACCACCUCCACAGUCGUUGAAGUGCACAUUAACGAGACCACACCUGGAACCUCACAGAUGAGAACUGUGCCUCCUCAGCACCCCUGCGUGAUUGAUGUGGACGAAAGUGAGCCGGAGUUUCAGCGAUAUGUCUGCACUGGGAAUUGGAUCAUCUCACUUAUUGCCACAACAUUUCUACUCACUAUGAUCUUCUUCGCUGUCAUCAAAAAUAUUACAACUUGGGGAUUUAUGAAUUUGGUAGAUGUUCGAAAAGCUGGUGUAAGUUUUCCUCAACGUCCCGAAAUUAUAGUUCUUCUCUGUUCUACUGUACCUACGAUCUUCACAACAAUAGCCAGACCUCUAUUUUUUCCGUAUCCUCUCCGAUAUGCUCAAUUCAUCAGUGAAGUGGGCUGUAUGCAGGCUCGUCAGUUCUUCGACCUAUUUGCUCGGACCGCAGCCGUUUACCACAUGAUUUACUGGGCCUACCGCAUGCCCAUCAUUCGCUGGCUUUGGCGUAACUAUCUCCGGUUUAAUGCCUUUCGGGCAGUUUGGACUAAAGAACAUAUCAUCGAAGUGCUAAGAGAUAAAUUUGCUCCAGAGAAGGACGAUAAGUUUAGACGAAUGUUCCAAAAUUCGCCUGAAUGCAUGUAUUACUAUGCUCAAUUUCUGCAGUCAGGCCUGCCAAUGCAGUACUUGCAGACCCUCAUGAAGACGGGCAACCGGAGUCCUUCAAUGUCUACUGCUGUUGAUGGCCUUGGUGGAACUGGUCAAAUAGGUAUGGGAGGGCAUUCACGACCUGGACUAGGGGGAACAGACAGUUCUGACGUACUUCCUCGGGUGAACCUCGGUCACCUCAUGAAUGUGAAUUCCGAAGAGGGUGCAUCACCUAAAGGGAUGCACCAUGGUAACUAUCUGGGACCUAGUGGAGGCUCUCCCUCAAAACUUUCUAACGCGACUCUUCACAUGCCUCCAGGCGGCUCACAUCAAGCCUCACGUAGCACAAGUUUCAGAGGAUCCACCCAAAAUCGACCAAUUUUACCUCUCUUGAAUGUUGAAGGGGGAUUCGGUCAGCACCUCUCACCAGAAGACGCGGCUACUUCAACAUUUUUUGAGAGGCAGGGUUCUACCUCGCCUGACGUUCAUUCACUAACUCUACCUUCCUUCUAUUCAAGUCAGGAAUUGCUAUUUCCUGGACAUGGACAACUGCUGGGCUUUGAAUUCCUUGCUCCCAGUGAAAAAAAGGAGAAAGAGGAGGAAACUGUCGUUAAACCACCAACUCGAGAAUUCGUUUACAUAUGCAAACACGCACUGCCUGGAAUCAUAUACAUUCUUUCAUUUUUCGCUACAUUGCCCUCCAUAUUUGGCUUUGACAUGUAUCAGUACGAAAGCAAAAUUACCACAGCAUACUUUUAUUAUGAUUUCAUAUUUAUUGUCCUGCUCCCUAUGAUUGCAAUCACCGCCGCUUUCUACCAUGGAGUACUUGCAAAGGUGCAACUCAACGGUGGCUCAAAGAUGCGCUUUCGUCUGCGGUGCUACUACGUGAACUUUGUCAUAUUAAACAUGCCGAUGCUCUUCCUUAUGGCCACUGCAAUGGCCUAUAGAAUAACCCUUAGCAGGGAGGUAGAAACUGAAAUGUAUGGUACAGGAAUUAUCAUUGCUCUAACUGCCUAUCAUGCUCAAUUUGUACUAAAGACAACGGUUUACACCACGGGCUGCAAUUGUAUAUGCUGCCCUGAAAAGUGCCUGAAUCGCUACCCCCGAUUGCGAAACUGCUUAAUUACCAUGGUGACACCAAGGAAUAAAUCAACUGCAAUCCAGCCAAAGAGGGAGGUUGGAGAGGAUGAAGAGAAGGACAAUGAAGUUGACGGAGAAGGAAGUAAGGAGACAGCACUGCGGGAUCCUUUCGGUCAAGGUACAGAGAUUCAAAUUAUGCCCCCAGAAACUGAAACUGUUUGA
Messenger RNA from Hydatigera taeniaeformis, 2235 nucleotides. Lineage: Eukaryota; Metazoa; Platyhelminthes; Cestoda; Cyclophyllidea; Taeniidae. The record is from the annotation of a GenBank genome assembly.